Messenger RNA from Parnassius apollo (apollo), 1521 nucleotides. The record is from the annotation of a GenBank genome assembly. NCBI's taxonomy places the organism in Eukaryota, Metazoa, Arthropoda, Insecta, Lepidoptera, Papilionidae.
AUGAUGGAAUACAGAGGAACGCGCCGAGGGCCGCUGCCUGGAGGUUGCCAGGGCGCGUCCGGAGCUGGCGCUGGACGCGAAAGCAUGCGAACCGCCAGCCGAGCGAGAGGUGCUGCACGACCACCCAUCAGUCCCUCGCAUACAUCAUCUCCACUAUCUGGCUUGGUGUCGGCAGGGUCUUCGCGGGCCCAGCAAUCGGCACCCGCCACUGGUGGAGUACGCCGCAUGCGAUGGACAAUCAAAAUGAUUACCAACGCACUGCUGGCGUAUAAUAGGGCUAAAGGGGGAGAAGUCGGGGGUUUGGCAUAUCGGGCUAGGACGCAUCAUCUUUUUGCUGAGCUGGAGCCAUCUAUAACCGUCACUGAGCAAAACCUGGCAGACCGAGUUCGGUAUAUCUUGCGCUCAAAUAUAUUUGAUGUUGCCGAAAUCGAACGUCUACGGCGUGAGGCUGUUCCUUCAUCAGGAACUGAAACUAGAGCAAAUGAGGAGUACUUUGGAAGAAGCGAUUGUGGAAACGCGCAGUACGCCUCUCGAAAAUCGACCGCGACUUCCCCGCAUAGCUCUAAGCAAGUGGAAUCGGGCUGUCGUGAGUGCUUUGAACCCAAUGCUGGUGACCUAUUUGGAAGCCAGCCGGGAUCUUUGCGAGCCGGACUCAAUUCUUUUUGGCGCCGCACUGGCAGUUUGGUAAUUAUAGGCGCCAAACUCUCCAUGGCUGGACGCGCUACUGGACAAAGUAGUGCUAUCCCAGCCCGGAGAAUAAGAAUUGAAGAACGUAUCGCAAAGGCUAGGGCCCUCAUCGGCAGACAGAUAUGCUUCAGGUCAGGCAAUACCAGGCCAAGGAUUCUGCGCACCGUCAGGAUGGCGUUUGCUGGGACAAAUGUUAGUUUGUCCCAGCCGGAUAUAUUGCAAAAAUUGACGGAGCGCAUAGACGACCUGAAGCAGAGAAUCGCUGCUUGGGGAAAGCGGAUUCGGCGAUAUACCGAGAGGUCGACACGGUUCAACCAGAAUCGUCUCUUCCAGAGCGAUCAGAAGAUGCGUUAUAAAUCAUUGGAGCGACCUAUGAUAAGUGGAACGGGCCCCGCACCAAAUCAGGCCGACACGGUCGCAUUCUGGCGCCGCCUGUGGUCAGAGCCCGUAAACUACAGUGGGGGCCCUUGGACGGAAGUUGUGGCGAGUCAGUGUGCGGGUAUAACACCCAUGGACCCCGUCAUCAUAACGCCGGAUGACGUAGCUGAGGCGGUCCGUAGGGCCCCGAACUGGAAAAGUCCGGAUCUUGACGGGCUGCAUCAUUACUGGCUGAAGGGGUUCAUGGUGUGUCACGUUGUACUUGCCCGACAGUUUCAAGAGGCUCUCAACCAGAAGUCGCUCACAAGCCUCUUCACUACUGGGAUCACUCAUUUGGUUCCUAAAGACCAGGAUACCACAGACACGAGCAAAUACCGCCCCAUUACGUAUCUUUUCAAUCUUAUUUGCAAGAAAGGUAUUUACUACUAUGAUUAUAUUGACUAUUGGGCGCGAUAA